Molecule: messenger RNA, 3024 nt
Organism: Octodon degus (degu)
Lineage: Eukaryota; Metazoa; Chordata; Mammalia; Rodentia; Octodontidae
Gene: Mcu
Product: mitochondrial calcium uniporter
Exons: 10
Coding region: 287-1219 (310 amino acids)
Biological process (GO): mitochondrial calcium ion homeostasis; calcium import into the mitochondrion
Cellular component (GO): mitochondrial inner membrane; uniplex complex
Molecular function (GO): calcium channel activity; uniporter activity
Source: RefSeq, a predicted model, not a curated record
AGAUGGCGGCCGCCGCAGGUAGAUCGCUCCUGCUGCUCCUCUGCUCCCGGAGCGGCGGCGGGGGCGCCAGCGGCUGCGGCGCGCUGACUGCCGGCUGCUUCCCGGGGCUGGGCGUCAGCCGCCACCGCCAGCAGCAGCACCACCGGACGGUCUUUCACUACCAUUCCUACAGUGGUUGCAAGAUACCGUUUCUUCCUCACUCUCCAUGUACCAUGCCAGUGACAUCUUAGCUGCUAGAGUGUGGAGCUGGCCUGUGGGAGUCAAGUAUUGAUGGUGUGACCUGUUCAUGCAGGGGAAACUUGAACAUUCGCAGGUACACCAGAGGCUCUCUUCCUGGCAGAAUCUGGGAGUUGUUUAUUGCAGUACUGUUGUGCCCUCUGAUGAUGUGACAGUGGUUUAUCAAAAUGGGUUACCUGUGAUAUCUGUGAGGCUACCAUCCCGGCGUGAACGCUGCCAGUUCACACUCAAACCUAUUUCUGACUCUGUUGGUGUGUUUUUACGACAACUGCAAGAAGAGGAUCGGGGAAUUGACCGAGUCGCAAUCUAUUCACCAGAUGGCGUCCGAGUUGCUGCCUCAACAGGGAUAGACCUCCUCCUCCUCGAUGACUUCAAGUUGGUCAUUAAUGACUUAACGUAUCAUGUACGGCCACCAAAGAGAGACCUCUUAAGCCAUGAAAAUGCAGCAACGCUGAACGACGUGAAGACUCUCGUCCAGCAGCUCUACACUACACUGUGCAUCGAGCAGCACCAGUUAAACAAGGAAAGGGAGCUCAUCGAGCGAUUGGAGGACCUCAGGCAGCAGCUGGCUCCCCUGGAAAAGGUACGAAUCGAAAUUAGCAGAAAAGCUGAGAAGAGGACCACUUUGGUGCUAUGGGGUGGCCUUGCCUACAUGGCCACGCAGUUUGGCAUUUUGGCCCGGCUCACCUGGUGGGAAUAUUCCUGGGAUAUCAUGGAGCCUGUCACCUACUUCAUCACUUAUGGAAGUGCCAUGGCCAUGUAUGCAUAUUUCGUAAUGACACGCCAGGAAUAUGUUUAUCCAGAAGCCAGAGACAGACAAUACUUACUAUUUUUCCAUAAAGGAGCCAAAAAGUCACGUUUUGACCUCGAGAAAUACAAUCAACUCAAGGAUGCAAUUGCUCAGGCAGAAAUGGAUCUUAAGAGACUGAGAGACCCAUUACAAGUACAUCUGCCCCUCCGACAAAUUGGUGAAAAAGAUUGAUCUGCAAAGAGCCUGUGAAUCCUGACAGAAAGAACACCUGUUUAUAACUCUUGCCUUUUUAAUUAAAGCAUUGCAGGUGGAAGCUGGGAGCCAUGGGGGAGUAGAGGGUUUUUACCUUUAAUUAUAAAACAAAAAAAAAGAUUUUAGGGAAGAAAAGAAUGUUAAAUCUGAAGAUCGGGGAUCAUGGAAUAUAAGCUGCAAGGGCUCGGUGAGUAUUGUGUUCAUCAAGCACCUCAGAUUUUGGAGGAAAUGAUGUAAUCAUGUAGCUGAGAGAUUCACAAGGAGGAAACGGUGCUGGGGUGUUUGUCUCUUGCAUCUUCUUUGCAGGGUCAGCCAAACAGUAACACACCAGCACCCUACUCAGCUCUAUUUUUUUUUUAAUUUAACAUUUCUUAUUUUUGACAUAGGAGUAAAUAAAUAUACCGGAAAAGUAAAACUUCAUUAUAUGGGGGGGGGGGCAAACAGAGUCUGAGCCGUAUCAUUAGCAUUUAUUUUCAGUUGGACCCAGUCUCUGCAGAGUUACCAGGAGUCUCCCUGCUAGAUGCCUCUUCUGACCACCCCUGUACCCCAUGGUUACACUAAUUUAUCCAAAUGAUCAUCGGAGCCAAACUAUGACUGUUUGAUAAUUGACACUUUGGAUUCUCCCUUACCUCCUUCUUAAAUGUCUGGAUAUUCCAGUGCUCUGGGUCCGUAUCUAGAAAUCAUUGGCAAUACUGCAUGAGUUUUUUUCUGGUUUGUUUUGGAUUUUUAUUAGUCUUUCAGAAGAGAAAAACUUUCCCUCCUUUCCCUACCGAUCCCUCCUGAGGGACAUUGUGCAGCUGUAUCACCAAAUCAGGAAGACGUGAGGUUUACAGACUGGCUAAAACAUCACGGCUCUAGCCAUUUCAGAACCAGAAUAAUGUCAUUGCUGUUUAUCUGCUUGUGUGACAGCACCCCAGGCCACGCUGGCGGCACUGCCGUGUCUGGAGGCUCGUUCAUCUCGCAGGACACCCACUUCUGCCCUGCUUGUGAGCCCUCCUGCCUCCACCACCUCAGUCACUGUAAAUCAAGUGUGUGGAUCUCAAAGGGUGCAAUUUAUCUUUAUACGGGAAUACAUUUUUAUGGCUUCCUCCAGCCUACCCUCUCCACCCUAGUUUUUCUUAUCUUAAAUUGAGAGAAAGAAGAGUCAAUCUUAUAUUCUAUCAAAGUGUUUUCUACCAUAUUUCGAGCCAGCGCCUGCACUGGAAGAGUCAAAGGAAUCUGUGUCAAAGCGCACGCCUAGCUGCAGUGGGGGCAGGUUGGCAUGGACGCGGGCUGCUCUCCUUCCAGUGAUUCAUCCAUCCUCCUGUGCAGAAGGUUUUGUUCUCUUUUCUUCCUGCUUUGGGAUCAUUGUAUAUGAAGAGGAACCCUUUCAGUGACAAACCCAGACUCCAGGUGCCUUGCAGAGGUUGAAGGCCAGCCAGGGCUGCUGCCGCUCCCGCUGCCACCCUUCACUGGCAUGAUGGAAUGACAGGAUGCAUGUCGCCAGUCCCCAGCUCGCCUCCCACUUCCUUCUCUGUCCAACUCCCCCACGCCCAUUUAUUUUCUUUGUGUGGAUUAUUUUUAAACCAUUUAUCCUGUUCAUGUGCAGAGUUUUUAAGAAGAAAUAGCACAGUGCAAUGAACAAAUCCUUUGGGGGGGUGUGGGAGGCAAGGGAGGGAGGACAUGGAGAAAAGUCCUUUAAACAAUAGCAAAAUAUUGAAUGUGUAAAAUCCUGUAUCAUUUAUGAAAUAUGUAUAAAAAGCAAUGUACCUUCUGGAACAAUAAAUACUUAUUCAAUUUUUGAA